Messenger RNA from Aspergillus terreus NIH2624, 1713 nucleotides. RefSeq lists its product as uncharacterized. The record is from RefSeq and is a predicted model, not a curated record. Lineage: Eukaryota; Fungi; Ascomycota; Eurotiomycetes; Eurotiales; Aspergillaceae. The transcript has a single exon. The coding region runs from base 1 to 1713 and encodes 570 amino acids. Gene Ontology annotation, molecular function: protein binding.
AUGAUCAUCGAUUCGGACGAGGAGAGCGCCCCCGAACCCCCGAAAGAAGAACAACCUGCCUACCAAUUUGAAGACGAUGAAACAGAAGUCGAUCCCGCAUAUCCAUUUGAACAUGUCUUGCGCCAGAUUGACAUCCCCCUUGGAAGUCGGGUUCUGGAGCUCGCAGUCCCUCGUGUUCUCCCCGAGACGGCUCGAUCGUCUCUCGACCCUUUUCCUCCUGCGCUGAAGGAUGUCAUGGUGAUUUCCGCAGUGUGCGCAGACUACUCGACUCGCAUUGUGACUCUUCCCUUGGCUCCCCCUCAUUCCACGCAAGAAGCCAAUUCGAUCCAGACACUUUCGAUCAGUGGGGGAGUGUCCCAUCAAGAAAUUCCGCGGGGAGUGAGCAUCACAUUCACGUAUCAGGAGAACGAGCCCCAGGAGGACCAAGAUAUGACGCGGAGCACUUCCCGCUCAAAUGGCCCGGGGCGGUGGGAUCUUCUUGUGGCGACGCACUCUGCCGAGUCUGCGGGACUUCUUCUCCUGCAUCGCAUCCCUAUCACCGAAGAAUUGGAGGACGGUCAUACAGUUUACCGCUUGUACUACGAGGAUAUCGAAACAAAGCGGCGCUAUCUGCCUUCUCCAGCCAAAAACAUCGCCUUCAACCCGUCCCCCUUCCCGUCCCCGCGUCAUUCUACCCUCCUCGUCGCGUUUCACGAUGGAUGCGUCAAGAUCUACUCCUGUUUCUCAAAGAAGCCGUCCCGCGCCUUGCGUAGAUCGUCGGGCCCCCAAAGUGGGUUUGAAACAUCUGGGACGGAAGGGAAAUGGCUGAUCAGCCUUUAUCCCGGAUUUGAACAGUCGCCUACGGGGCUGCCUCGACGAAAGUCGAUCAUCCAAGCGGAGUGGGUCCUUGGCGGACAGGCGGUCAUGGUCCUCAUGGCGGAUGGUGAAUGGGGUGUUUGGGAUGUGGAGGGAGCCGGCCCAGGGACUACCAAGGGACCCCUCGAACGCCAAUCGAGCGUGCAAGGCGUGACCGGCGGCUCGUUAACUGCUUUCUCCGUCAGUGGACGGAUCUUGAGCCCGCUCUCCGGAGGCAAUCGAUCGGAGAGCGCGCCAGUGGAGCAUCGGCCCAAGUUUGCGCCUCUGACACCGUCUACCAAACGUAUUCGGGAGGACACGCUGCUCAAGGGGGCGACCGGAGAGGUGACGAGCCCAUCCCUAUGCGGAGGGAUCUCAGUGUACCAAACCAAUUCUUACCGCGACGCACUGCCUGAUGAAUCGGUUCUUCUUCGCCACGGUAACCAGAGUGCCGUCAUCCCUAGCCUUCUGUCCCUGUGGCGGAACGCCGUGAAAUCGACUGGGACAUUUGAUGCAUCUAACCGUUGCCGGGUUUCUGCCAUUCAGGACCUAACUUUGAUGGGCGAGCAUUUGAAAGGCAUUGGGCAUCUUCCGGCUGCGACUCGCCGUACACGCGAAGCGGAUGGCCAGAACUUUGAUAUUCUGCUUACUGCUGAGCAUCGAAUCCUGAUUCUGGCACCGAGAUUGACUGAAUAUGAGGAGCCAUCUGUCUCGCGACGGUCUAUGAGCGAGACGCCCAAUGCAGAGGCUGACCAGAUCAUGCUGCGCCGCGGAGAACUGGACGUCAACGGCAUGGACCGGUUGCUCAGUGGCAUGGCGAACGCGAAUCAGUCUUUGCGGAUGGGAAGCCCUAUCAAACGCGCGCGCAUUUUCUCUUGA